Molecule: messenger RNA, 478 nt
Organism: Emiliania huxleyi CCMP1516
Lineage: Eukaryota; Haptophyta; Isochrysidales; Noelaerhabdaceae
Exons: 3
Source: RefSeq, a predicted model, not a curated record
AUGUCCCUGCACUCCAUCGACCCGAGCAACCUCGACUGGACGACGCUGCUCGUCACUCUGGGCGCGGGGCUGGCCGCUGCCACGUACUUCCAUCGCUGCGUCUAUCGUGGCGUGCCGCCGGCACUUCCGCCGCCAGGCGGACUGCAAACCAAGGGGACGGUGCAGCUCGAGAGAGGGGACGUCGGAGGGGAGGAGGAGGUAUCGCCCUCCGAGCGUCAGAGCGCAAGAGAGACGGUCAAGCGCGACUAUGGCCGGGCGCUCGCUGCGGGCGGGAUCCACUUGCUGGUGCCUCCUGCACCGCCGGCAGCGCUGCCACCGCCCGCCGACGGCGGCGACCGGGAGGCGGCCUUCGAGGCGGCUCUGGCAAAGGCGUGCGGCGGCGAGGCGCUAAGCGAGGCCACGAUGGUGUCUCUGCUCCUCAAGCUCCAGUGCGCGCCCGCGCUCCAGUCCCACCGCUUCAUCGUCGUCUGCAGCGGCG